This is a messenger RNA of Colletotrichum abscissum, 231 nucleotides long. RefSeq lists its product as uncharacterized. The record is from RefSeq and is a predicted model, not a curated record. The transcript has 2 exons. NCBI's taxonomy places the organism in Eukaryota, Fungi, Ascomycota, Sordariomycetes, Glomerellales, Glomerellaceae. Bases 1 to 231 code for a protein of 76 amino acids.
AUGAUGAACGAGACCAAGCUUCAGGAGAAGGGGUACACCUUCACAAGCUACCACACCAUCAUGGCGCAGAACGAUUCUUACACGUUGCAUUGGUCGGGCGGCGAGGAUGUUAGGAUUCGCAAAGGGGUUACAUCAUUGGAGACGUUGAACAACACAACGGAGGAUGGAAAUGUUGUAGUUGAAGCUGGCGAGCAGGUGGUUCUUCAAAGUGUCUGGUACAAGAAGACUUAG